AUGGCGGCAGAAAACGGCGAUGCCUGGAUUGCAAAUUUUUCGUUAAACACGAUAAACUCGCAGUUUCCUACACUUCCGGAGGUUGCAACAAUUCUGCAAGAUGGAAUGGAAUCCGUGUUUCGAGAGUUGACGGUUGACAUAGCUACCUGCCCUUGUCUAACCGAAGAACCAUUUAAUCUUGCCGGAAUAGGUUUAAACGGCAAUCCUUCAAUAAUACAAGUCGGUGAUUAUACGAACCUUAUUCCGAACCCGCUUUAUGAUAGCGCAAAAUGGAAUAUUGAGGAUAUGUUAUUAUCAACUGGCUAUGAUUCUUUCAUUAUCGGAUCUGGUUACGCUGCGUAUCCAUACUUGCCUUACAACGGACACCUCAUUAUGAACGCGGCGUAUAAAGCACCUAAUAUCACGAAUGCGAGUCGCAUCGUUUUCGCAGACAAAGGACAGAGCAGGAUAGUAAUGUUAACUCAACCCAAGACAAUGACGUGCUCCUUUAUGGGCAAUUUUUUUCUCAGCGAAGGCAGGGAGGGCAAUGUUCUUAAAGUGCGCGCCAAGGGUCGCCAAACCGAUUUGGAUAUUAUAACAAUAAUGCAAGACAUACUUUACAGACAUUACCGUGAUUAUCCUGUUGCCUUAGGUGGCGUUCUGAGAAUGAGGAAUGGACGAGUGGCGCUAAAUGUUAUGCCGAAAUGUUAUUUCCAGAACAAGUCAUCAUUUCGCAUUCUCGCUAAAUGGUUUGAUUGUCACGACAUAGAGCUCGAACAGGAUCUGAUAGCUGUUGGUACAAUUAUUAACACCGAACCGGAUAUUUUGCACUAUGAACAGCGCUACAAUUCUCCUCUGCCGAGGAGGCAUCAUCAGUUCCAUAGUUUUUCCAAUUACGGAGCAGGCGGGCAGUUUGUUAACAAUAUCACGAGGGACACGAUCGAAAACGCUCAUGACAGCCGUUGGGACACUCGUCAACAAGAACACAUAUUUUCAAAAGACAUUAUCACAUAUCCUAUCUACCUCACGCCACAGUGUUUCCACGCUUUCUUUCACAAAGGAUUAGGCGGCCAUUAUUGCAUCGAUAAUACGCCAGACACAAUAGAGUAUCUAGGAUAUUUCAAUUUAGCGAAAGAGCUCCAUUGUGUGGAUCAAGCAAGUCCAUUUUCUCUUAAAUAUUAA
Messenger RNA from Temnothorax curvispinosus, 1161 nucleotides. Its product is annotated as ester hydrolase C11orf54 homolog. The record is from RefSeq and is a predicted model, not a curated record. Gene Ontology annotation, molecular function: zinc ion binding; hydrolase activity, acting on ester bonds. The coding region runs from base 1 to 1161 and encodes 386 amino acids. Lineage: Eukaryota; Metazoa; Arthropoda; Insecta; Hymenoptera; Formicidae. The transcript is spliced from 8 exons. Gene Ontology annotation, cellular component: nucleus.